Molecule: messenger RNA, 992 nt
Organism: Sinocyclocheilus rhinocerous
Lineage: Eukaryota; Metazoa; Chordata; Actinopteri; Cypriniformes; Cyprinidae
Product: valosin containing protein lysine (K) methyltransferase
Exons: 5
Coding region: 57-728 (223 amino acids)
Biological process (GO): peptidyl-lysine trimethylation
Cellular component (GO): cytosol; protein-containing complex
Source: RefSeq, a predicted model, not a curated record
CGCGAGUCAGACGUCACGUAGAUGCGUGACGUAAGUUAGUGAUCUAAAGAAAGAACAUGGCGACUGACGAGGAUUCGGAAGAUUAUUUUGUUAGAGAAAUAGAAAAAAAUGACGGGUCUGUUUUAAGAAUAUAUCAGUGCAGCAGAGGGGACGUGGGCUGUGUAGUAUGGGACGCUGCUAUUGUCCUGUCAAAAUACCUCGAAACGGAACAAUUUUACAGUGUUCAGUCUCGUGUUAGUACGUGGCGCUCCAAGAACAUUGUUGAACUGGGCGCUGGAACAGGACUCGUGGGUCUCGUGGCUGCAACUCUGGGGGCAAAUGUCACAGUGACAGAUCUGGAAGACCUGCAGCCUCUCCUUCAACUAAACAUUAAGAAAAAUCAGCAUCUCAUCCACACAGGCUCAAUCACAGCAAAGGUACUGAAAUGGGGAGGAAAUGUCAAAGAAUUUCUACCUCAUUCUCAUUAUAUUCUGAUGGCCGAUUGUAUCUACUAUGAGCAGUCAGUGGAACCACUAGUAGAGACUCUGAAACUCUUGGCUGGACCAGAGACGUGUAUCAUCUGUUGCUUUGAGCAACGCACUGUUGGUGUCAAUCCUGAGAUAGAGAAGAGAUUCUUUGAGCUACUUCUGCAAGAAUUCCAGUCAGAGAUGAUCCCAUCUGAGAAACAAGACCCUGAGUUCAACAGUCCUGACAUUCACAUGCUCCACCUGCGACGAAGAGUCCACUGAAUGCCUUAUGAGCUCUUCUGUUUGGGUUGUAUGUGUUUGUGUUUCAGUGGAUUGUGUUGUUGUUGGUCAGAUGUUCAACACUGAACCAUAUGAAUACAAACUAUUUUUAAGUGCUUAUGUGGUUUGGGAGGUUGGCCUUAAUGUGAGCUUAAGUGUCUUUUUAGACAAACAAGUUAAAGUGAAUGGUUGUGUGCACCUGUGUUAAACUGGCAAAAAUAAAUCUCAAAUGUGUUUUUUUACAUACCGAUUAAGAGAAUGUUAACC